Molecule: messenger RNA, 483 nt
Organism: Macrosiphum euphorbiae (potato aphid)
Lineage: Eukaryota; Metazoa; Arthropoda; Insecta; Hemiptera; Aphididae
Source: the annotation of a GenBank genome assembly
AUGCUAUAUAUGUUCACUGUGUACUGUGUAGCACAUAGUUUAAACCUUGUGGUCCAAGAUGGUAUGAUGAGCGUAGAUAGAUCUCGAGAUUUUUUAGCUCGAAUCUUAGCUAUAAGAUCUAUUAUAGUGUUUGUACGCUGUUCUCCCAAAAGACAGGCAAUUUUCAAUGCUCUACAAAGUGACCAAGAAUUAAAUUCUCAAUCACUUCAUCCAUUCUGUUCAACCAGAUGGUGUAUGCGAGUAAAGUCUUUAAAAACAUUAUACUACAAUUAUGCAGUUUUAAUAAAGUUUUUAGAUAAUAUAUCAAAAGAGAGGUCAGAAAAUGGUGCCAAAGCAAAUGGUUUUCUCAAACAAUUGCACAAAUAUGAAUUUUUAUUUUAUACUAAAGUAACGAUUAAUAUUUUUGAGAAGGUUGAACUUCUCAAUGCAGAACUCCAAAAGAUUUCUUUAGACUUCCAUGAAGUAAAAAUUUUAAUUGUUUAA